GAGUCAGCUAGCUGCACCUGUCAUUGUUAAAAAUGAUUUUUCUUCCGAUUUAUUUCAUAUAUAUUUAAAACAAAUUGACUAAUACGAUUUUAUAAUGUCAAGAUACUAUGGGCUUUAUAAGUCACACUAGCGAUCCGGCACUCUAUUUAUGUGUGUUUAAAGGUGUACUUGGAGAAUGAUAAUGAAUUAUUAUCAUCUGUAACGUUCGUUGAAUUAUUCAAUAAUGGGUAACCAAAAUAGUUGCUGCUGUUACCGAAGUCCUUCGCCGAUCAGAAAGGACAUCGUUAAACUUGAAGAUUAUCUUCCUGAAGGGGAAGUAAGUUCAAAUAAUAUUCAACACAUCAGUGAAAGAGAACCAGAUGAUGGUGAUAUAGACCCAUCACAAGAUCCAAUUGCAGGCACAAUCUUCAUGGAAAGAUCAAAAGCCUCAAUUGAGAAUGGUAUAACAAGAAAGCGAAGUCAACAUCAAAUAGCUGAAAAUAAAUUGAAAAAAAGCAGUUCCUGUUCUACUAUAUACUUAGAUGAUAGCACUGUGUCUCAACCAAAUUUAAAAAACACAGUAAAAUGUGUAGCUCUUGCUAUAUACUACCAUAUAAAGAACAGAACAUCAGAAAGAAGGCUGGAUAUAUUUGAUGAAAAAUUGCAUCCGUUGAGUAAAGAGGGAGUCAGUGAAGAUUAUGACAAGUAUAAUCCAGAACACAAGCAGAUUUAUAAGUUUGUACGAACAUUAUUUAAUGCUGCUCAAUUGACAGCUGAGUGUGCUAUUAUUACUUUAGUAUAUUUGGAACGACUUCUCAUUUGUGCUGAGCUUGAUAUUGCACCUUCUAAUUGGAAAAGAAUAGUGUUGGGAGCGAUUCUGCUUGCAAGUAAGGUUUGGGAUGAUCAAGCUGUAUGGAAUGUUGAUUACUGUCAAAUAUUGAAGGAUAUCACUGUGGAAGAUAUGAAUGAAUUAGAAAGACAAUUUUUAGAAAUGCUACAGUUCAAUAUAAAUGUCCCCUCUAGUGUAUACGCUAAGUAUUAUUUUGACUUGCGUACCCUUGCUGAAGCUAAUGAUUUAGCAUUCCCUAGUGAGCCAUUGAGUAAAGAAAGAGCACAAAAAUUAGAAGCAAUGUCGAGAGUGAUGGAGGAUAAAAUAUCAGCUGAGGUUGUUAAGAAUGGUAUCAAGAAGUGGUCAAGUUUAGAUAAUGUCAAUUCUGGUGCAGGUGUGAGGCGUAGUGUGGCCAUAUUAUCUUAAUUAUUUAUCUCAAUGAAAAUUUUGGAUCCAUAUUUAAUUGAUAUAUCAAUUUCUAUGGAUUCCAUUGUAUUUAGAAUGUCUGCACCAGAUUGAAGACUUAUAAUUUGAAUUUUGGUACAGUAUUCCAAAACAUUGAUUAAUUUCAAGGAAUGUGAUGUUAUUUGCCAAAUAUCAUAUUUGAGAAGUUUUAGAAAAGAUUAUACAUUGGUAUAAUUGAUAUAACGACAUUUUACUUUAAAAAAGAUUUAGUAUUAUCCAUGUAAAAAAGUAACGUAACAGCCCACAAAUGUCAGACUAUGGGCAAAGAAUUCAUCUCCCUUCAGGUUGAAGAUUUGGAGUAUUGAGUUAGUGAAUAUUGUAUGUAAACAUAUAAUAUGAAAUUUAGUUUACAAUAAAAGUGCACAAAAGCCGGGGAAUUGUAAUGGGAUACUGAUAGUCAUUCUGUAAUUUUUCAGUCAUGAGUUAUACUACUGAUAGUUCUUAAAAUGAAAGACUUACAAAAUGUGGUCCAAUAUUUUUUGUAUUAUAUUCAUAAUCAUUAAUUUGCUACUUAAUUCUUUAACAUAAUUUAUGUUUCAUUAUACUGUAUUGGCUUUGAGUAUAUUUAGUUUUUACUCUUAUGAAGCACUAAUCAAGUAAGUUUGCUUCCAAAAUUUUGAUGCUUAGUUUUAACUUAGACUAUUACUAGAAUGUGCAAGUGCAUUUGACUGAAAUAAGAAUCUUGUGACUGUGGUGUGAAUGUUUUAGUCAAGAGAAUUUUUAAUAAUUUUAUUUUUAACUAUUAUUGCAUUUAUGGUCCGACAUAGUUAUAUAUGAAAUUAUGCCAAAUUAUUUUGUAAUCAAAUAAGAAUAAAUUUCAUUAAUCACUCAUUGUUAAAUUGUACAACUGAAAAUACCAAUGUAUGUAAUUAUUAUAUUAUACAAUAAAUAGGAAUUGAUUAAGUUGAACUAUUUAAAGCAAUUAACAUUUUGUGAAUAAGCUAUGCAGUCCAUACUUUAUGUAUCUUUAAUGUAAUUAAGCAA
Molecule: messenger RNA, 2257 nt
Organism: Vanessa atalanta (red admiral)
Lineage: Eukaryota; Metazoa; Arthropoda; Insecta; Lepidoptera; Nymphalidae
Gene: CycY
Product: cyclin-Y-like protein 1
Exons: 2
Coding region: 224-1234 (336 amino acids)
Biological process (GO): regulation of canonical Wnt signaling pathway; regulation of cyclin-dependent protein serine/threonine kinase activity
Cellular component (GO): plasma membrane
Molecular function (GO): cyclin-dependent protein serine/threonine kinase activator activity; protein kinase binding
Source: RefSeq, a predicted model, not a curated record